Messenger RNA from Exophiala aquamarina CBS 119918, 1425 nucleotides. RefSeq lists its product as uncharacterized. NCBI's taxonomy places the organism in Eukaryota, Fungi, Ascomycota, Eurotiomycetes, Chaetothyriales, Herpotrichiellaceae. The transcript is spliced from 2 exons. The coding region runs from base 1 to 1425 and encodes 474 amino acids. The record is from RefSeq and is a predicted model, not a curated record.
AUGAGCACAGAGAAAACAUCUUCCACCAUAGCCCCCUCGACCCAGUCCGGGCGUCAUAUCAGUCCCUCUCCUCAUGGCCUCAGACAACGGCCUCUUGGGAGAUCCGCAGCCUUUGCUGAUGGAUAUGCACAAUUAAAUCGAAGGCGGAGUUCAUUCCUUUCUGAGACUCUGUCUGAAACGCGCAAAUCAUUGCGCUCAUCCACCGACGACAUAUUCUUACCUAGAGCCAGAGGAGAAAAAGAUUUUCAAGAUCAGGAUGACGCUUCUCAUUGGCAUUCCUUGCCACUUGCACUGGCAUUGUUUCCUGCCGUUGGUGGUGUAUUCUUCAAGAAUGGCAGUGCUUUCGUUACUGAUGUUACUCUGCUGGCAUUGGCAGCCAUAUUCAUGAACUGGGCCCUUAGAUCACCAUGGGAUUGGUACCGCGCCGCACAAAGUUCUAUCAUACUCGAACCCAUCUCGCCAUCCGCAAUUUCGCCUAUCGAAGAACACGAAGAGUUUGACGAGUCUUCCACUAAUCCUGCUCUCCCAGAGACAACAUCUCCAACGAAAGCCAGCCCCAGACCAAGUCUGAGACUUCCCCAAAUGCAGAAUGUCGAUGCUGCUUCUGCUCAAAGGGAGCUGCGUCUUCAUGAAAUGAUGGCAUUGUUCGGUUGCUUUGCCUGCCCUUUGUUGGCUGCCUGGCUCUUGCAUGCGAUCAGGUCGCAACUCACUCGUCCUUCUGAGGGAUUGGUAUCCAACUAUAAUCUUACCAUAUUCCUCUUAGUUGCUGAAGUGCGACCACUAGCUCAUUUGAUCAAACUGAUUCAAAGAAGAACGUUUUUCUUGCAGAGGCGCGUCAAUGCUGAUGUCCUUUCGGAAACAAGGCAAGCGGAUACGCAACAGGUCCUUGACAUUACGCAUCGAUUGGAAGCGCUAGAAGUUCAUGUGGCUGAUAGAAUCGCUAGCUCUGGAACCCAGGACUCUGAAAGCGGUGAAGCUCUUGCUGCUAAGGCUUCUAUUUUGGCGACUGGUGAGGUGAAGAAAUUGAUCCAACCUGAACUCGAUGCUCUCAACAGAGCGAUGCGUCGCUAUGAAAAACGAACAGCUAUCUCGUCUGUACAAAUAGAGGCAAGACUUCAGGACUUGGAAGCUCGCCUGCAGGACGUGGUUGCGCUUGCCGCUGCUGUCCAGCGUAAUGCCGAUCGUCAAUCAACAAACUAUGCAUCGACUCUGCUCAAUUGGGUGUCUGCGUUCAUUGUUGUUCCAAUGCAAUAUUUGAUGUUCCUCUCAAGUCUUCCGGCAAUGCUGUUUUCGAGCAUCAUUGCCGUACCGAACAGAUAUAUGACCAAACCCACAAAGAGUCCCCCCGUGAAGGAGCAUCGGAAUUUGCGCAAAGGCUUGUUUGGUAAGACAAUUGAGCACGAGAAGAGGUCAAAACAAACAUGA